AUGGGUUUAUAUCGAACUUUACUAAAUCGAACAUAUGUUGAUGAUAGUGAAAGUUUACGUUGGUGCCCAGCACCAAGUUGUGAAUAUGCGGUUGAAUGCCACGUUCCACAAACAUCACUUACUAGCAUUGUUCCUACAGUAGAAUGUGCAUGUUGUAAUCGUUUUUGUUUUGGUUGUGGCUUACCAGACCAUCAACCAUCUAUUUGCAUGCUUGUUAAAAAAUGGAUUAAAAAAUGCGAGGAUGAUUCAGAGACAGCAAAUUGGAUUUCUGCUCAUACAAAAGAAUGUGGAAAGUGUCAGUCAACAAUUGAAAAGAAUGGUGGUUGUAAUCAUAUGACUUGUCGUAAAUGCAAAUAUGAAUUCUGUUGGGUUUGUAUGGGUCCUUGGUCAGAGCAUGGAACUAGUUGGUAUAAUUGUAAUCGUUAUGAUGAAAAAAAUAGUGUUGAUGCAAGGGAUUCACAAGCUAAAUCUCGUUCAUCUCUUGAGAGGUAUCUUCAUUAUUAUAACCGUUUUGCUAAUCAUGUGGAAUCUGCUAAACUUGAUCGUGAACUAUAUAACAAGACUGAAAAGAAAAUGGAAGAAAUGCAACAAACUUCUGAUUUAUCUUGGAUUGAAGUACAAUUUUUGAAGAAAGCUGUUGAUAUUCUUGUCCAAUGUCGUAUGACUCUUAAAUGGACAUAUGCUUUUGCUUUUUAUCUAAUACGUAAUAAUGAAACAGAAAUUUUUGAGGAUAAUCAACGCGAUCUUGAAGUAGCAGUUGAACAGCUUUCAGAAUUAUUAGAGAAACCUAUUGAACCUGAUAAGAUUGGUGAAUUAAAACAACAAGUACUAAAUAAAACAGUAUAUGUUGGAAGUCGAAGGGAGGUGUUGUUGGCGGAUACCGCUCAGGGAUUAUUAGAUAGUCGAUGGGAAUUUCAGGUAGACAUUCAAAAUUGA
Molecule: messenger RNA, 936 nt
Organism: Entrophospora sp. SA101
Lineage: Eukaryota; Fungi; Glomeromycota; Glomeromycetes; Entrophosporales; Entrophosporaceae
Source: the annotation of a GenBank genome assembly